AUGGCUCGACCAGAUGACUGGCGGGCGCUUGAGGCCAUCGGCCCGGACGACCUUGGCCCGAAUCUCGGCAGCUUCGACUUUGGCACCGAGUUUCCGAGGCCCGGCUCCGCUCCGCCGAACCUGGUGCCGGAUCAACCUUACUCCCGCGCAGGCCUUCACCGGCUGAUGGAGGAACCCGAGCAUUUCGACGCGGACGUGCAGCGACCGCGCUCCGCGCCUGCGGAGGACCUUCAGCGCUGA
Effrenium voratum is the source of this 240-nucleotide messenger RNA. The record is from the annotation of a GenBank genome assembly. Lineage: Eukaryota; Dinophyceae; Suessiales; Symbiodiniaceae.